UUUAUUUAUUUUUUUUGUAAAUUUAUUAACCAUUGAUUGCUGGACGGCUGUCAGUACAUUCCUAAAAUAAAAUUGUUAGUUUCAACGUUGAAAAGUGACUGUGGGAGGAAGUAAAAUGUCCACAAUGCGUCUGCUAUCAACCAAUCUUAUCUGUCGCCGUGGGCUGAAAGUGCGCGGUUCGAUAAUCGCGUCGCUAGGAUGGGAAAAAUCAGCUGUCCACUGUACAACAACCACUGCUUCAACAGUCUCGACAAGAGCGAUGGCUACGGAACCGCAGAAAUGUCUUACCAUGGACGAUCUGAAUCCCAACAUCAAGGUGAUGGAAUAUGCUGUUAGAGGUCCAUUGGUCACCAGAGCCGGUGAUAUCGAGAAGGAACUGCAGAAGGGUGUUAAAAAACCUUUCAAUGAAGUUAUCAAAGCAAACAUUGGAGAUUGUCACGCUAUGGGACAGGUCCCAAUCACAUUUAUUCGUGAGAUCUUGGCUUUGGUGACGUUACCAAAAUUAUUAGAUGAUCCUCGAUUCAACGAAGAUUGCAAGAAACGCGCCCGAAUUAUUCUGGAAGGAUGCAGGGGUGGAUCUGUCGGAUCUUACACCGAUUCGCCUGGUAUUGAAAUAAUUAGAAAACACGUUGCUGAAUACAUCACGAAAAGGGAUGGCGGUAUCCCAUGCGAUUUCCAAAAUGUUAUUAUUAGUGCAGGUGCUAGCGAUGCAAUUAAGAAUAUUUUAAAAUUAUUAAUUUGUGAUAAGAAUGGAAAGAAACCGGGUGUAAUGAUUCCAAUCCCCCAAUACCCAUUGUAUUCUGCUUCUCUGGCGGAAUUCAAUAUGGAACAAGUUGGAUAUUAUUUAGAUGAAUCUAGGGGAUGGGGACUCGACAGUGCCGAACUUCAAAGAUCAUAUGAUGAAAGCAAAAAGACGUGCAAUACACGUGCGUUGGUGGUAAUUAACCCUGGAAACCCGACUGGACAAGUGCUAUCAAAAGAAAAUAUCCAAGAAAUCAUCAAGUUCGCACACAAGAAUAAGCUUUUCAUUCUCGCAGAUGAGGUUUACCAAGACAACGUUUACGCUCAAGGAUCCAAAUUCCAUUCCUUCAAAAAAGUAUUGAUUGAAAUGGGAGAACCCUACAGCAAAAUGGAAUUGGCUAGUUUCAUGUCUUGCUCUAAAGGUUACAUGGGAGAGUGCGGUCUUCGCGGAGGAUACGCUGAAGUAAUUAACAUGUGCCCACAAGUUAAAGCCAUGUACAUGAAGGCUAUUAGUGCUAUGCUUUGUCCAACCGUAUUGGGUCAGGCUACAUUAGAUUGCGUCGUAAACCCACCGCAAAAAGGCGAACCUAGCUACGAAACCUUUAUGAAAGAAAAGGCGGCAGUUCUUGACUCUCUGAAGGUAAGAGCUAAGAUGGUCGAAGAUACAUUCAAUUCCAUGGAAGGAUUCAGCUGUAAUCCAGUACAAGGAGCGAUGUAUGCUUUCCCCCAGUUCAAACUCCCGCCGAAGGCGAUCGAGGCUGCAAAGAAAGCCAACCAGGCACCAGAUGUGUUCUUUGCAUUUAACUUGUUGGAAAGCACUGGAAUCUGUAUCGUUCCAGGCUCUGGUUUCGGACAACAACCUGGUACAUACCACUUCCGUACCACAAUUUUGCCACAGCCCGAGAAGCUUAAGGAGAUGUUGCAGAAGUUCGGCGACUUCCACAAAUCAUUUUUGCAAAAAUACAAAUAAAUAUUAAGUAUUAAAUGAACAUGAUGAUAUUACGGUUUAGGUCACGAUUAUAUUUUUUUUUGUCACUCA
Nicrophorus vespilloides is the source of this 1780-nucleotide messenger RNA. RefSeq names its product alanine aminotransferase 1. NCBI's taxonomy places the organism in Eukaryota, Metazoa, Arthropoda, Insecta, Coleoptera, Silphidae. The transcript has 7 exons. The record is from RefSeq and is a predicted model, not a curated record. The coding region runs from base 116 to 1711 and encodes 531 amino acids. Gene Ontology annotation, biological process: biosynthetic process. Gene Ontology annotation, molecular function: pyridoxal phosphate binding; L-alanine:2-oxoglutarate transaminase activity.